AUUUGCGCAGCAUCGACUGCUUGUGUAUUUUAGCACAUUGAAUUUUUCUUACCUUAAACUUUCGCUUUGUGCCGCUGGGUUUCGCCGGUGUCGCAGUCAACAUGUCGGACGGUGAGGAUGACUUUAUGUGCGACGAUGAAGAGGACUAUGACCUGGAAUAUUCGGAGGACAGUAACUCGGAGCCAGAUGUCGACUUGGAGAAUCAGUAUUACAACUCGAAAGCACUCAAGGAGGAUGACCCGAUGUCAGCCCUUGUCAGCUUCCAAAAGGUUUUGGACUUGGAACACAACGACAAGGGAGAGUGGGGAUUCAAGGCACUUAAACAGAUGAUCAAAAUCAACUUCAAGCUGGGCAAGUACGAGGAGAUGAUGACGAGGUAUAAGCAGCUGCUCACCUACAUCAAAAGUGCGGUGACAAGAAAUUACUCAGAAAAAUCAAUCAACUCAAUCCUGGAUUACAUAUCCACAUCCAAGCAGAUGGAGCUGCUACAGGAGUUCUAUGAAACCACCCUGGAGGCCCUGAAAGAUGCAAAGAAUGACCGGCUGUGGUUCAAGACAAACACAAAGCUAGGGAAGCUCUACUUUGACCGAAAUGAAUUCAACAAGCUGGCCAAAAUUCUGAAGCAGCUGCACCAGUCAUGCCAAACUGACGAUGGCUGUGAUGACCUGAAGAAGGGGACGCAGCUAUUGGAGAUCUAUGCAUUGGAGAUCCAAAUGUACACAGCACAGAAGAACAACAAGAAACUGAAGAAGCUCUAUGAGCAGUCACUGCACAUCAAGUCUGCUAUCCCGCAUCCAUUGAUCAUGGGUGUGAUUCGUGAAUGUGGUGGCAAGAUGCACUUGCGUGAGGCCGAGUAUGAGCGCGCGCACACGGACUUCUUUGAGGCAUUCAAAAACUAUGACGAAUCGGGCAGCCCGCGGCGGACCACCUGCCUCAAGUACCUUGUUCUGGCCAACAUGCUCAUGAAGAGUGGCAUCAACCCCUUUGACUCCCAGGAGGCAAAGCCCUACAAAAAUGACCCUGAAAUUCUUGCCAUGACCAACCUUGUCAGUGCCUACCAAAAUAAUGACAUCAGUGAGUUCGAGUUAAUAUUGAAGACCAACAGGAGAAACAUAAUGGAUGACCCUUUCAUCAGAGAGCACAUUGAAGACCUGCUUAGGAACAUUAGAACACAAGUCUUAAUAAAGCUCAUCACACCUUAUACUAGGAUUCACAUACCUUUCAUAUCAAAGGAGCUCAACAUAGACUCAAGUGAGGUGGAAAAUCUUCUAGUAUCUUGUAUUUUGGACAGCAUGAUCCAGGGUCGCAUCGACCAGGUGAACCAGGUUCUUGAGUUGGACAGCAAAGGGCAAGGGGCGGCUCGAUACAAUGCGCUGGACAAGUGGACAGCUCAGCUUGGGACAUUGCACCAGACCAUCGUGAACAAGAUCAUGGCGUAGCACAUGGCCGGCCUAGACCCCCGCCUCUCAAGCUGUGCGAGUCCCUGAGUGCAGCGACUGCACUGUUUGCCUACGAAUGCCUUCUCUGCAUGGCGUCCACUUCAAGAGGCAACUUCUAAAUCAUACCACCGUCGGCUGUGUGACAGCAACAUUGUGUGUCAUGCUGGUUCCUCAAUCCUUAUGGAAGCUCUGUUAACAGAAUCGUGUUCGUUUUACGUUGACUUAAAAAUUAGCCAUUGGCUACAGUGGCUCGCACAAAUUGCAGGUGCACAAGCGUAAUUCGAGUGCAUGUACAAUUGUCUUUUCUUUUUUGUGUAGAAUAUGUCUUGUCAUAACAGCAGAAGAAACGAAGGGUAUGCUAUGUCACGUGUGUGCAGUCCAUGGUCAUCAUGGCGACCGCUCACGAUGAUGCUCUUGGCAAUGCUGUAACUUGGGAAAAGAAAUUUAUUCGUGGGGCCCCAUUCUGGACAUUUUACCAAAUUGAAUCCACCAUUUUUGCCUGCUGUGAUCGGAUACAGCCAUGGCUGUGGUGCCUGCCCCCUCUCUUGGCUCCUACGGGAAGGUAUGGAGUGAUUAGACUGCAAUAGUAUGCCCAGCAAAACACCACUGAUGACUUAACAAAUGGCCAACAGUCACUUCCCAGAGAAGCAAUACCUAGGCCAGAUUUAGUUCACUCCUUUCGAGCUUUCUGCAACGCAGUCCUGCAAAGUGCAUGUGGAGAUGCCUUGACCUUUGUGAACAGAGCCCCGCAUCUGCCGCUAUGCAUGGCUUUCAGUUGUGUGUAAAUCGCGUGAACUAUGGCAGAACAUGCCCACAUGUGAUGAACCGCUCGAGGACAUGAGUUCUAAAUGCUAGCUCGCACAACGACAGGAACCCCUUUUGUCGUAUCUCCAAGCUUCACUUCUUUUUUUCUUCCCCCAUUUUCCCCAGCCAGAGCAACAUUACUAGCAUAUUUUCUUAAUGAAGAUGAAACGAGUGUGGAGCACUCAUUUCAGGCUGAUUGUGCCACUUUUAAACUGUGCCGUUUUGCUUGAAUGCAUUGGCAUCCAGCGUUCACAUGUCCUUGUUUUGUGGAUAGCAUUUUCCUUCUGAUAUGUUGCUGGUCUUGUCUUGUAAAUAACAGUUUGCCAACAGGACAGCAGAAACUUUCGGUGGUCCUGGCCUGUUGGCAGUGCGCGCCUCUUUCCAUGCUAUUUAAGAGUGAGUGAUAGACUGCUUGGGUUUGUAAAAUAAAUGCUGUGCCAGAGAGUUUCGACAA
Messenger RNA from Rhipicephalus sanguineus (brown dog tick), 2697 nucleotides. RefSeq names its product COP9 signalosome complex subunit 2-like (gene alien). Gene Ontology annotation, cellular component: COP9 signalosome. The record is from RefSeq and is a predicted model, not a curated record. NCBI's taxonomy places the organism in Eukaryota, Metazoa, Arthropoda, Arachnida, Ixodida, Ixodidae. Gene Ontology annotation, biological process: protein deneddylation.